UAUCCAAGAUCGAGGUGUGCCUGAAUUUAAUUCCAAACUCCCCAUGUCGAAGGAUCAUACGGGAUUAGUGGCCAUGACUUCCAGUCACUUAUAAAUGUGCGGUCCACUGGUCGCUGUGUCCGAACCAGACACGCAACCCAGCGUUUCUAUCAUGAGCCGCUGGCAACGGCUAAAGGCUUUUUUAGCAGCAAUUCUGUCUCCGCUGAAAGGAUGAGUCCCUUAAGGACCAGCACAAGCGGACCAAGUGCAAUCCUACACAACUAUUCUACGGACCAGUAAUAUGAUCAUCGUGAAGGGAGACAACCUACUAACGAGUAUUCAUACUCGACGUUCAUACGACAUGUGGACCUAUUCGCAUCCCAAUUGUGAAGUUGAUCCUGUUUCCGAUGGAGGUCAGCAAUCCUGACACAUCUUCGUCAGGAGGACCUAAAAUUGCCUGCUUCGUCAAUUAUCGUAGCAAUCCUGAACAUCGUCAUCCCUUGCGUAAAAUAUGCCGUCCCAACAAGAGGUCCAGCACGUCCACCGCAGCGGUACAUACUCCUUUCGGUGCUGUGCAUGCAGAGGAGUCCAUGUACUGUGAAAGUCUCAUCGCAUUUUGGGGACUACCAUACGCUGUUGCACUUCAUGGAGGCUCGGCGAGCACCGAGGACGACGGACUGCCUCGAGCGAACCCUAACGGAUAUCCGUCACAGGGUUCGAAUGAAAAGCGUAUGCACGGCGAGUAUCCGCUUUCUGACCCCGUACCUUUUGUCGAGAAAUAAUACUCCAUGUUGAUCCUCAGCUUGGCUGUCGCACCCCCCUCCGAACGGUCGAUGGCAACAACCUCCACCUCCAGCCAUCGACGGGUCCUUCGUGCACGAUGCAGAUGUACAUAUGUCCUCACAUUACUAAGCCUUGACUCGGCAACAGGGCCUGCCAAUGGCCCUGAAUUCCGUUCGAUCUAUGUGUAUAGGGACACCGCUUGCAACUCGUUGUAAGGGGAAGGAUGUUGAUGUACUGCGCCGGGCUUGAAAUAUUCACUCAAUUAUUCCCCUAACUCUCAAACAAGCUUUCUAUCAUAUUGUAAUGUAUACUCAGGAAAAAUAAAGUUCGU
This is a messenger RNA of Drosophila nasuta, 1093 nucleotides long. RefSeq lists its product as uncharacterized. Bases 387 to 761 code for a protein of 124 amino acids. The transcript is spliced from 2 exons. NCBI's taxonomy places the organism in Eukaryota, Metazoa, Arthropoda, Insecta, Diptera, Drosophilidae. The record is from RefSeq and is a predicted model, not a curated record.